Physella acuta is the source of this 1179-nucleotide messenger RNA. Its product is annotated as acetylcholine receptor subunit beta-like. The record is from RefSeq and is a predicted model, not a curated record. Gene Ontology annotation, biological process: monoatomic ion transmembrane transport. Gene Ontology annotation, molecular function: extracellular ligand-gated monoatomic ion channel activity; transmembrane signaling receptor activity. Gene Ontology annotation, cellular component: membrane. NCBI's taxonomy places the organism in Eukaryota, Metazoa, Mollusca, Gastropoda, Physidae.
AUGCUACCAGUGCUAAUUCUAACAGCUGUACUGACCGCUGUCUCAAGCCAUACUUUGACCAGCAAACAACUGGCCUACGAAAGAUUGAGGUCAGAUCUGCUGAACAGGUCCGCCAUCUUAAAUCAAAUACCGUCCGGCCUGGACAGUGCAGCAGACGACCCCUACACCCUAGAGGUCAUGGUCCUGCUCCUGGACACGCCCUACAUUGACGACAUCAGGCAGAUGAUGACCGCAGCUUUCUUCAUCGAACUAUCCUGGAACGAACCCUCCCUGACCUGGUCACCUCCAGACUACGAAAAUCUUGACCAAGUCUACCUGGACACCGCCUCUGUCUGGCACCCCAACAUCUACACCGUGUUCGGCGACCCGGACAGUCUGAACCUUCAGCUGAAGGACAAGCUGGUCAUCCAUUCCACCGGCAAGGUCAAGGCCACACAUCAGCAGUACCUGACCUUCAGGUGCGCGAUCGAUUUCCUCAACUACCCCUUCGAUACUCAGACCUGUUCUCUAGCCUUCUACCCAGACUCGACUGAGCCGAAGCCUCGGUUUAAGAUCGUCGAGCUGGAUAAUAACUACAACUUAUUUAAAACAACAGGGGAGUGGUCGUUUGUGGACAGGUACAGCGCCGUAGAGAACAUCACCCACCCCACCCCGCUCAGCGAGUUCCCGCGGUACUACUUUAAGCUGAAGCGACGGUACUUCUACUACGUCAUGACCAUCAUCUUCCCCCUGGUACUGACCUCCCUCAUGAUACCCCUGGUCUUUCUCAUCCCGACCCAGACGAGGGAGAAAAUUUCAUACCUGGUGGCUAUUUUUACGUCGACGGCCAUAUUUCUCAACUUCAUCAGUAAUGUUAUGCCACGUGGUCUAACCAGCCAGCCCUACCUGGCAACUCUGUUGAUUGAGGUCAUAAUGGAGGGGUUUCUGGCCACAUUGGCUGCUCUGGGCGUAGUCAAGAUGUACGAAAAGGAGGAGCACACUUACAAAACUAUAAAGAUGAGGGCGUCCUCCCGAGUUGAAGCUGAGCACUCUAGUAAACAAGCUGAGGGUCAAGGUCAAGGCAAGCGUCACUGUCUGACCUCUCGUCUGCUGGACACGUGCUUCCUGUACGUGUUUUUUGUUCUGCAGGUCGGAUUUCUGGUCUGUCUGUUUUGUCUGACUGGGUGGGUUCGGCUUUAG